AUGCCUGGUGGAGUCAAACAAAGAAAGUUAUCUCAUCCGGAUAAAGAGGCAAAAGCUCUUUGUCAUCUUCUGGAGUUGAUUAGUACACCUUCAAGCAAACAAAAGCUGACAUCUCCAAAGCAUGCAUUUUCAAAAGUGUUACCAGCCUCAGGUGAUACAGCACUCACAUCCAAGGUGGAGUCAAAUCACAACCAGACACAGGAAACACUGGAGCUGGAAAGAUUUAGUCUGAAGUACAAAGACCAAAGAGAAUUCAGCACUCAUCCGCACCACAAACCAUUUGUUCAGAUCUGUAUAGCCUUGACAAAGAACCGUCUUUGUUUACAAGAAUGGCUUACCAAGGCAUCUCAAGAAAACAUUUUGAGGGUUCUGAUGUGUUUGAGAAUUCUACUUAGGGACUCCCAUUACCAAACAUUAUUCUUCAACACUCAGGGCACCAGAUCUUUGGCUGAGUAUUUUCAAAGAAUCACAGAUGAAUAUUUGUUAAGCACAGUUGGUCCAUAUACAGUGGAUAUUCUCAAAGAGAUGACAAAUAUCUUUCAGAAGUUAACAUCGUCAGUGGAUAGAUGUGAUAUUCUAGUACAGUGUGAAGUUCAUAUGCCUCUUGUUCGACUGCUGACAGCUUCAGAUGUCGUUGUACUUCACUGCUGCCUGUAUGCUCUUAUUGGAUUGGCACAAAGUGAAAGUCCUAAAUCACAAAUUGGGGAACUGAAUGCUGUGGAAAUCUUGUUAAGAAUCAUUCAAGAAUAUGACACCAUUUCUAAAAAACUUGCUGCAAACUUACUGAGGUUGUUGUGCUCAGACCCAAAGACUAGGGAAUAUGUCAAACUGGAGGAUGGAGUACCCAUCUUGCUCAGGUCAGUGGUCUUUAUUAUAUAUUUGAAUUGA
Messenger RNA from Candidula unifasciata, 888 nucleotides. Lineage: Eukaryota; Metazoa; Mollusca; Gastropoda; Stylommatophora; Geomitridae. The record is from the annotation of a GenBank genome assembly.